AUGGCCCAGAUUCCAACGCCACCACCGUCACGUCCAGGCUCCGAGGCCCCGGACCCUGUACCGAAGCCCGCGGAAGCUUCGUCGGAGUUGUUGCAGUCGUUGGAUGUCCUGCUGGAGGAGUAUUUGCAUCUGCUGGAUCGACAGCAGAAGUUGCAGUCAGGAUUGGCGAAGCAGUUAUCUUCGGGCUUUCUUUCCCUGGCCCAUGCAAACUACACUUGUCCUCCCGGCCGACGAUAUGGUGCAGACUAUUAUGAUGAACGGAUGAAAGCUACCCGCAAGAUAUCUAUUCAUGCGCAAUCCGAGGUGGAUGAUCCCGAACACACGUCAGAGGAGCAGGAUGAAGUCGACAGCUGUCGCCCGGACGAGCUCGAAUAUAAAUUCAACCUAGAGAAGGUUGAUAACCGUCCGGCUGAAGAGAAUACCGAUGAUACCGCGACAGACGCAAAGGAUAAACCCUCGACAGAAGCUACAGAGCCCGAGGUAUCAACAAACGAUGCUACCACGCCUGCAAGCGAAGCCGGCGCUCCACCUUCUCAAGAUUCAGAUGCGGAACCUCCAGCACCUCAAGAGACCAAGAAAGUUCGCAAGAAGUUCCGCUCCGACGACCCGAUCUACUGGUACGGCAUCCUAGUGCCGCCCUCACUUCGCACCGCCCAAAAGUCCUUUACGGAAGCUAUACAAACCCAAGUGCCUGACUUGGCGGGCACGAUAGUGGAAAUGCGCGCGUUGGAACAGAAGAUCACUCAGGUCCGGGGCAAGCUGGGGAUCGACAAUUCCGAGACAACCAGUAUUGAGUAG
Molecule: messenger RNA, 798 nt
Organism: Penicillium cataractarum
Lineage: Eukaryota; Fungi; Ascomycota; Eurotiomycetes; Eurotiales; Aspergillaceae
Exons: 3
Coding region: 1-798 (265 amino acids)
Biological process (GO): vacuolar proton-transporting V-type ATPase complex assembly
Cellular component (GO): Vma12-Vma22 assembly complex; extrinsic component of endoplasmic reticulum membrane
Source: RefSeq, a predicted model, not a curated record